Molecule: messenger RNA, 3368 nt
Organism: Sycon ciliatum
Lineage: Eukaryota; Metazoa; Porifera; Calcarea; Leucosolenida; Sycettidae
Product: 4-galactosyl-N-acetylglucosaminide 3-alpha-L-fucosyltransferase FUT6-like
Exons: 1
Coding region: 363-1805 (480 amino acids)
Cellular component (GO): membrane
Molecular function (GO): alpha-(1->3)-fucosyltransferase activity
Source: RefSeq, a predicted model, not a curated record
CUUUCGAACAGAGGAGCUGGAGAGAGUUUUUUUGGUGGUUGCACAUUUUGAGGUUUGUCUGUUUUGUGGCGUGGAGUUCCUGCUCGGGUGAAGUGCAUGUCGAAGUAACUGCUCUCGUUCGGUUUGGAGUCCCAUAACACGUGCAAAAGACAACUGCGGAUAAGACUCUUUCCAACGGCCAGUACAGUGCAUGUAGGCUGGCGUUAUGUUCAGCGAGCCGAAACAUUUGUGGGGAUCGUUUCAGUUUUGAGUCGGUGUUGCAGUUGUCAGUAUUUUCUCGCUUUCCUGUGAACUGGGAUUAGCAGCAGCAGCACCAGGACGGACGUUUGGGUCAUUGCCAGUGUGAAGACCGCCACAGUCCAAUGCCGAGAGUAUGGGUCUGCCGUGUCCUCGUACUGUGCUGUGCGCUGCUCGUGACCAGUCUCGCUGGACACUUGCUGUACAGGGGCAGCCCACUGGCAACAACGACGGAUAGUGCUGAAGGUGAAAUGAGCGACGAUGACGUCGGCCAGCUGAGACGUGGACCUGCCGUGCCCACGUACAGUGGCGAGGUGAAGGCUGUGGACCUGAACCACCGCCCUCUGGUCAUGGCCUCACCAAGUUACCUCGAGGGGAAAAAUGAACCGGCCGCGCCGAGCGCCGCUGUGGCGUCGUCCUCGGUAACGGUGGACCGCGAUCGCAUCAUCGGCACGCGAGAGUGGGCCGGCGCGAUCAACAAGUGGGCAUGGCCGAUGCCGGUGAACACGCCUUCCAACUGCGGACACGAACUCGACACGCUCUGCCGGCCCAAGCAGGAGAAGAAGGUCCUGCUGGUGCUGCUGUGGAACAAGCUGUUCGGGCACCCGAUGUUCCCGCACGGCAAGCUGCUGGCGCGCUUCCAGUGCUGCGACGGCGUGGUUUGGACAUACACGGAGGACCGACGGCUGCUGGUCGAGGCCGACAUCGUCGAAUUGCACAUGAACCGGCUCGACUUUGACGUGGAGCUGCCCGACGUGCACGACAACCAGCUGGUGGCGGCGUUCUCCAUGGAGGCGAACCCGAUGACGCCGCGCAUGCGACUGCUGCUGGAGCGCGGCGUUCACCUGCUGCGGUCGUACCGGCCGGACGCCGCGCUGCCGCACGAGUACGUACGGACGGGCGGCUGCUACGUGAGCGAGGUGCGGCGGCCGCUGACGGUGCCGUUCGAGGAGCGGCUCAACGUGCCCGUGGCGGCGCUGGUCAGCAACUGCCACUCGCACAGCGGCCGCGAGCACGUGCUGAGCGCGCUCAUGGAGCGCCUGCCCGUACACAGCUACGGCCGGUGCAUGCACAACCGGCGCAUCCUACCCGACCAGGGCCGCGAGGACAUGUUCACGCCGUACAAGUUCCUGCUCAGCAUCGAGAACCGUCUGUGCCGGCACUACGUCACCGAGAAGUGGUACCGCAACUUCCGCAUCGGCACCAUCCCGAUCGUGGCCUCGCUCAACGACGAGUUCCCGCUGUACUCGAUACACGCGCCGACCGCCGCGUCCUACGUGAACGUCUUCGACUACAAGACGGUUGGGGAGCUGGCGUACCACAUCGGGCGGGUUGCCGACGACGCAGACAUGUUCCACGCGUAUCAUUCGUUCCGCCGUAACGGUACGCUGCAGGCGGAGUUUGUGCGUCGCUAUGGCCCCACGGACGACCUCGGCGGCUGGUGCAAGCUGGCCAAGAAGCUGAUGGACGCCGGCGAGCGGAAGAAACUGCUCGCGCAGCGCCUGACGCUGGAGGACAUCAACGAUUGCGUCAGCCAGGCGGGUAUCAUAGAGACGAUUCCGUAUUAGGGCUUGGUGACUUGACGUGCCGCUGCCCAUACGCUCUCGGGAAGAACCCUAAUACCGCAUCAAGUCACGCCUGGCAAUGAUUGUGUGAACCAAGGGACGGUUAUCGAGUCAUGCUUGUCAAUGUUUCUUUGAACCAAGGGACAGGCAUAGCUGCAAUCCCUAGUGCCUCUUCUCCUGGCCGCUUGCCACUUGCCGAAAAAACUGGAGAGAGAGCGUCAGCGUCGCAGUCGUUUCUAAGGCGGUUUAACUACUGAACGGAUGUCUCGUCACGUUCGGCCCUGCACUGCGGCCAUUCUGUGCUCCCAUUCGGCUCUAGGUACUGCCCUUAAUGUGCCUAUUUACUAGUACGUUGACAACCGUCCGGGGGACAGGCGUACGAACACGAUGCCUACACCAGGCGGUCAUCUUCGACUGCCCCGGCCCGACAUUGCUGUACUGUAGCGGUGCGACAUGCUAUAUGGCCAUUCUGUUUUGGCGGGUAUCUGUCGGUGCGUGUACUGUGCCAAGGAGGCGUUGUACUCACCUAACCUGGUAUGCCUCCUCGUGAACACAGCCGCUGCCUGUCUAGUCUACCCUGGCUUGCUAGUAAGUUUUCGACAAUUCGACGUGUUUUGAACACAUGACUUCUGCGACUUGAGUGGCAGGAGAGAUGGAUUAUUAGCACGUGCGUGCAACUGUGUGUGUGUGUGUGUGUGCGUGCGUGCGUGUGUGGGUGUGUGCGUGUGUCUGAGAGAAGAAAGAGACAGAGUGAGUGAUUGAGUAAGAAAAAAAAACCCAGAUCAAGAACAGUUUCGUCCUUCUUCAUACGUACCAAUACACAGACAUCUGGAAAGAUGAGUAAUAUCGUAUGUUUAUUUUAUUUUAUUUGUCUGUGUUGUGCGCACGAACCCCCCUUUCUUUCUAUAAUGCAGCUGCAUGAUCUCCAAAAUUUCUUAGUUAUUUUCCCCAUUUUUUUACAAUGAAGCCGCGUGGAGCAUCGUUCCGAAUUUUUUACCUUCAAUUUUUUUAACCUCUAGGAGUACUGAUAGUGCUGAAAGGCAACCUAAGAACUCGGUCCCAGAUCCUGUCCGCUUCAUAACUUUUAUAGCCAACAAGAUGAGACUUGGUCGUGGCAGUGCGCAUGCUGCGAACUUUGGACGUGCCUUCUGAUCAACUUUGCCGGCCGAGAGAGAGAGAGAGAGAGAGUGUGUGUGUGUGUGUGUGUGUGUGUGUGUGUGUGUGUGUGUGUGUGUGUGUGUGUGUGUGUGUGUGUGCAUGCAUGCAGCUGUGAUGAUCGUGUCGGUGUGUGGUGCGCUGCCUUCGUUGCAUGCACGUUACACUGACUGGCUGACUGGGCUCCAUCUGGCCCCUGCAGCCAUUCACUGCAUGCACGUUGUACUGGCUGGGCACCAUCUGGCCCUGCAGUCAUUAACUUAAAAACCCACGAUCUCCCAGUGCAAGCACACCUGCUUUUUAUUGGCUCGAUUCCUUCAUGUUGCGGUUACCGGCUUAUGGAUGCCAUGUCUGAAUGUUCGGUGCUGCGAUGAACUUCAUUUCAACACAAAAGUUGGGGUUUUAACGAAA